AACGAAGCUGCCGACGGUGAUAUGCAAACAAGUGCUUGCUUCGGUUCUCCUCCAAAUUGCUCAUAUACAGUAGCCAGCGUAUAACAGAAAACCGACGCCGGCGGAGGCGGAGGCGGAGGCGCGUGCAGAUUCGGAUUGAGUGCAGUUGCAGCAGCCAUGGCUGGACUUUGGGGAUUUGCAAUGAUUAUGGCUCUGUGUUUUGCGUCUGUGUUGGUGGAGUGUAAUUACAUGGUGUACAACACUUCUCAGGGCGUUGUUCCUGGAAAGCUUAAUGUUCAUUUGGUCCCUCAUACGCAUGAUGAUGUUGGUUGGUUGAAGACUGUUGAUCAGUACUUUGUUGGAUCAAAUAAUUCUAUUCAGGGAGCAUGUGUGCAAUUUGUGUUGAACACAAUGAUUCCAUCAUUGCUAGCUGAUAAAAACCGGAGGUUUAGUUAUGCAGAAAUGGCAUUUUUCAAGCGCUGGUGGAGAAAGCAGAGUGAAGCAAUGAAGGAGGCAGUAAGAAAGCUAGUGCACUCUGGUCGGCUUGAGCUGAUAAAUGGUGGUAUGUGCAUGCAUGAUGAAGCGGCGACGCAUUACAUAGAGAUGAUCGAUCAAACAACGCUAGGCCACCAAUUUAUCAAAGAGGAGUUCAAUGUAACUCCAAGAAUAGGAUGGCAAAUCGACCCAUUUGGACAUUCUGCUGUUCAAGCUUACCUAUUGGGAGCAGAGGUUGGAUUUGAUGCUCUUUAUUUUGCUCGGAUUGACUACCAAGAUAGGGCCAAAAGGUUAGAUGAGAAGAAGCUCGAAGUCAUCUGGCAGGGUUCAAAAACUCACUCUUCUUCCUCUCAGAUUUUUGCUGGUGCAUUCUACGCUGGAAAUUAUGAACCCCCAUCUGAUUUCUAUUUUGAGGUGGACUCACAGAAUUCCCUUCCAGUCCAGGAUGACAUCGAUCUAUUUGAUUACAAUGUUCAAGAUCGUGUCAACGAUUUUGUUUCUGCAGCCUUGGUGCAGGCAAAUGUUACACGUUCGAAUCAUGUCAUGUGGACGAUGGGCACAGAUUUCAAUUAUAUAUAUGCUGAGAGCUGGUUCUUCAAUAUGGAUAAGCUUAUACACUAUGUUAACCAGGAUGGCCGUGUCAAUGCUUUCUACUCAACUCCAUCUAUUUACACAGACUCCAAACAUGCUUUGAAUGAGUCCUGGCCUCUCAAGACUGAUGAUUUCUUCCCGUACGCAGACAGAAUAAAUGCUUACUGGACUGGAUAUUUUACAAGUAGACCAGCCUUGAAGGGCUAUGCCCGAAUGCUAGGGGGUUACUACUUGGCAGCUAGGCAGCUAGAAUAUUUCAGAGGAAGAAAUAAAUCAGGGCCGACAACCGACUCUUUGGCAGACGCAUUGGCAAUUGCACAACAUCACGAUGCAAUUGCUGGAACAUCAAAGCAGCAUGUGGCUAAUGACUAUGCUAAAAGACUUUCGAUAGGUUACAAGGAGUCCGAGGAUGUUGUAGCAGCUUCCCUUGAUUGCAUGACACGAUCAUCACCCUCAGGAGAAUGCAAGAGUCCCAUCACAAAGUUUAGCCAGUGUCCACUUCUCAACAUAACUUAUUGUCCUGCAUCAGAAGUGUAUCUUUCUCAUGGGAAAAAAUUAUCAGUACUUGUCUACAACCCUUUGGGAUGGAAAAGAUCAGCAACAGUAAGAAUUCCAAUAAUUGAAGAAAAUGUCUCUGUGAAAGAUGCCAUUGGGAAUCCAAUCCAAUCUCAGCUUAUUCCUAUAGUUAAAUCUUCAAUUUCCCUCAGAAAUUUCUAUGCCAAAGCAUAUACAGGCUCAUCCCCUUCAGUGACCCCCACAUAUUGGCUUUCGUUUACUGCAGUAGUUCCACCUUUGGGCUUUAGCACCUAUAUCGUUUCAACAGAUGCACGCAAAGCUUCUACUUUGUUAAGAUCAACGUCAUAUCCGGAUGAUGGGAGUGAUAAUGGAACUUUAGAGAUAGGAUCUGGCUACUUGAAGUUAAUUUACUCCAGAAGUGAUGGAAAGCUUAUGCAGUACACUAACAGCAGAGCCUCUGUUAAUAUUUCUCUUGAGCAAUCCUAUGGUUACUAUAUCGGAGAUGAUGGAGGAAGAGAUCAACCUGAGAAUAUUCAGGCUUCGGGAGCAUACAUUUUUCGACCAAACAUCACAAUCCCGAAACAAUUUCCGGGAAAGAUUCCAAUCACAGUUUUUCGAGGGCCACUCUUUGAUGAAGUUCAUCAAAAGAUUAGCUCGUGGAUAUAUCAGAUUACAAGAGUGUAUAAGGAGAAAGAGUACGCUGAGAUCGAAUUUACUGUUGGUCCGAUACCGGCUUCCCUUAAACAGGGAAAGGAGGUGAUAACUAAGAUUAGUACAAGUAUAGCAAGCAACAAAACAUUUUAUACAGACUCUAACGGCCGUGAUUUCCUGCAACGGAUUCGCAACUACAGAUCCGACUGGAACCUCCAAGUUAACCAACCAGUGGCAGGAAAUUACUACCCGAUCAAUCUUGGCAUUUACAUCAAAGACAGGAAGACGGAGCUCUCUGUUUUGGUGGAUAGACCGGUCGGCGGAUCUAGCAUCGCCGACGGCGAAGUGGAGAUAAUGCUCCACAGGAGACUAUUCCAUGACGAUAGUAGAGGCGUUGCAGAGGCGCUAAAUGAAACUGUCUGUGUUCAUAACCAUUGCUCCGGCUUAACCGUCCAGGGGAAAUAUUAUCUGAGAUUAGAUCAGGCUGGAGAAGGAGCCAAAUGGCGACGGAUAUUCGGUCAGGAGAUAUAUUCGCCAUUCCUUGUGGCUUUCGCUGAACAGGAUGGUAGCUCGAAAAGUUUCCCUACACCAACGUUUUCAGGCAUGGAUCCUUCUUACAGCCUCCCUGACAAUGUCGCAAUAAUAACCCUCCAGGAGCUCAAAGAUGGCCGUGUUCUCCUUCGCCUGGCGCAUCUAUUCGAGGCUGGUGAAGACAAGGAUUUGUCCGUCAUGGCAAAUGUGGAACUAAAAAGGGUCUUCCCAAAUAAAAAGAUAAAGAAGAUAGAGGAAAUGAGCCUAUCUGCAAACCAAGGCAGGGAAGAAAUGCAAAGAAAGAGACUGUCCUGGAAAGCCGAAACCGCCUUCACCACCACGAACCAAGUCACGAGAGGUGCACGUGUCGAUCCUGCCAAGCUUAUUGUCCACCUCGCUCCAAUGGAGAUUCGAACCUUCAUCAUCCUCUUUUAACUGACAAGGGGGGACACGUGGCUCUGAUGGUACUAUGUUAGGGGGACAUGUCGCGUUUGGUAAGCAAAAUAAUCUUCCUGCUAAUAGCGCUUUUUUGUCGUGUGUUUCCAAAGUCGCCAUCGAGUCACACGCGAUUAUUGCCUAAACUUUAUGCUGAACAUGGGUUGUCAACCACAAAACGCUAUUCCGUCAAGUCGUUUUUAAAAUUAAUUUAUCAUAAAACGUGCUUUCAC
This is a messenger RNA of Andrographis paniculata, 3431 nucleotides long. RefSeq names its product probable alpha-mannosidase At5g13980. The record is from RefSeq and is a predicted model, not a curated record. Gene Ontology annotation, biological process: mannose metabolic process. Gene Ontology annotation, molecular function: carbohydrate binding; alpha-mannosidase activity. The transcript has 28 exons. Lineage: Eukaryota; Viridiplantae; Streptophyta; Magnoliopsida; Lamiales; Acanthaceae. The coding region runs from base 157 to 3198 and encodes 1013 amino acids.